Molecule: messenger RNA, 1098 nt
Organism: Cydia fagiglandana
Lineage: Eukaryota; Metazoa; Arthropoda; Insecta; Lepidoptera; Tortricidae
Product: EKC/KEOPS complex subunit TP53RK-like
Exons: 1
Coding region: 359-1063 (234 amino acids)
Biological process (GO): protein phosphorylation
Cellular component (GO): cytosol; nucleus; EKC/KEOPS complex
Molecular function (GO): ATP binding; protein serine/threonine kinase activity
Source: RefSeq, a predicted model, not a curated record
AUUUAACCGAGAUCCUAAAUACUACUUGUAGGUAAGACAAUGGCGCACUUAAUCUUAGAAAACCGGACUGACUAUAAGUUGGAUAGUUUGUUUUGAACAUUUGUACCUACCCACCUCAUCGGCUUCGUUUAUGUACAAGCAAGCGAGCUCAGUUGUUAGAGAUAAGUUCCAUUUUUUGGCGAAUGUAGUUCUUCCAAAUUGUAAACAAAUAUCUAUUUUAUUACUCUUUUGCAACAUUUAGUCAUUAUAAGUUGAAAUAUAGGUAUUUAAUAUAGGGUUAUCCAUUGUUGAAAUAAAAUCGGCGGACAAUCGUGUUGACCAGUUUAUAGGUUAAGUAAUAUUUCACUGACAUCGAAGAAUGUGUGAAGAUUUAAAGAUAUUGAUGCAAGGAGCUGAAGCCAAGCUGUACAUCCGCAAUUACAUCGGGAAACCUACGCUAAUCAAGGAGAGGUUUGAGAAAUAUCGGCAACCUGAACUAGAUGUCGCGAUAACCAAGGAGCGGAUAAAAAAUGAAGCUAGAGCCAUCGUUCGUUGUAAAGCAGCCGAUGUCAAGACUCCAGCUUUAUAUUUAGUAGAUUUCGAGCGUAGACGCAUAUACAUGCAACAUUUCAAGCACAGCAUCACGGUGAAAGACUUCAUUAUAAACGUUUUUACAAAACGGAAUGGCUCGGGCGAUAGACCAAACAGCCUUGACAAAAUUGCCACAUUAAUCGGGCAAACUGUGCGAAAACUACAUGAAAAUAACAUCAUUCACGGAGAUUUAACUACGUCAAAUAUGUUAUUAGUUAAUAACUUAAAUGAUUCCAAUUGGUCAGAUGUAGAUAAUCUGGAAUUGGUCAUGAUUGAUUUUGGAUUGUCAUCCUUCGAUACAAGUGCGGAAGAUAAGGGGGUGGACUUGUAUGUCCUAGAGAGGGCGCUGAUAAGCACCCACAAUGACUACCCGGAGAUAUUUAGCAAAAUCCUGGAAGCGUAUAAAAUAUACAGUAAAAAUAAUGUAAAGGAGAUUAUUGGCAAGUUUGGAGAAGUAAGAGCCAGAGGGAGAAAGAGAACAAUGGUGGGAUAGAGAUGGUUGUAAAUAAAAAGUGUUUUACAUUUAAU